AUGAAAAUCACAGUCAACGUCGAACUCGAACACUCGGAGCUGUACAAGGCGCCACAUCUUCAGCAGACAGUGUCCGAGCUAGACUCGAAUGCAGUGGUGCGAUUCAAGACGGAUACAGGCUUCCUAGCACAGCGCAUCAAGGAUGCGGUGAAGACAAAGCAGUACGAUGCAAUAGUGAGCGAGCUGGUCCGCCGUCUCUCAUAUCCUGCAUCCUUCGCGGAUAGCCUAGAGGUGAUGUGCUCGAUAGCUCUCUUCAGUAAAGGCCGUGUUGAUAGCGGAGAGAGUGUUGCGCCAUUCGUAGAGGUCCUUACCCGUCUACCUGAGGAAGCGAGAACGCAGGCAAAGGAGGCAAUUGUGCAGCGUGCGAUGGCAUUUCUGUCGAAGCCACGGCGCCUGGACUGUAGUCGUGCCCCUUUAAUCGGCUAUGCGGAGACCUUGGCGAUGAUGACGCGAAAGGACCUGCUGAACAUCCGCAGUGCCGUUAACACUUUGGUGCAAAUGAUCGAAGGAGACACGACUCGGGCUGCUGGAAUGACCUGCUUAGGCAAAUUAGUGGAGGUGGCGUACGAGGCUGUCCGGAACUGCGAUACCGCAACGCUGAAUGUUUUGAGAGGCGCGGUCCGCUUUGCACAGAUGAAUGAUACAUUCCUCUACGAUGUCGAGUACAUCAUGGAGGCAUUAGGGUGGUCACCGUACAAGCCGGCACUGAGCCUGCGUCGCUCUAGCUCCCAUCACGAAUACCCCAUUCUGUCUCUUGCCUACUGUGGUGGUGCGAACCAUCGCGAGGUGGUGGUGAGCUCCUCGUCGGAUGGCACGAUAGGGACGUGGGACGGUGUCGGGGUGCUGCUACAGAACGUUCUCCUUUCGCGCCAUUACGCCUCUUGCCUAGACAUAACAAACCGCGGCCAUACCCUGAUCGUUGGCGCGGUGGGGCGGUACGCAAGCAUCCCACCAGCCGUAAUCUUUUACAGCGAAGAUGGUAAUCGCAAGGCGCAGUGGCAGGAGUGCGGCGGCACGGAGCCUGAUGACGCGCAGUUCAUCUCUAGCCUCAAGUGUCUGAAAGACUCAUCCGGGUCUCGGUACUGUGUGGGCGUACAAACGUCGAACGCGAACUCCCUCAUGAUCUUCGAUGGUCAGCACGUGACGCAGCGCUACUUCGAUCACACAGACCUCAUUACAGCCCUUCACGUCCCUAGCGACCGAGAGAACAUGGUCAUCACUGGGUCUCGCGACUGCUCGACGCUCAUCUACGACCUCCGAGACCCCCGCAACGUCAGCGCGGCAACGCAUCACACCAACACCGUUUCCUGCAUCGCGAGCUGCGACAACAACUUGUUCACGGCCGGGCUCGACAAGCGUAUCGUAGUGGAGGACUUCCGAAUGCUGCGCAGCCCAAACGUGCAGCGCGACAUGGAUAGCGCCGUUCUGAGUAUGUCUGUUAGCAACUCCCUGCAGUGUGCCGUGUCCACGCUUACUGGUGUGUACCUGAUCAACUUUUCUAGCAGCACCACCAUCCCCACGUCGUCGCGCUCCGACUGCGGCGGAAGUGCCUCUCGCUACAACGCGGUGUGCUGGAACAAUGCGGGCACCAUCCUCUUCUGCGGCGGCGACGCCCACACGCUGGAUUUGUUUGCCCCUGCGUACGAGCUGAACUCCUUUGAGAUUUAA
Messenger RNA from Leishmania braziliensis MHOM/BR/75/M2904, 1668 nucleotides. Its product is annotated as G-protein (beta)-like protein. The record is from RefSeq and is a predicted model, not a curated record. Gene Ontology annotation, molecular function: protein binding. Lineage: Eukaryota; Euglenozoa; Kinetoplastea; Trypanosomatida; Trypanosomatidae. Bases 1 to 1668 code for a protein of 555 amino acids. The transcript has a single exon.